Seriola dumerili (greater amberjack) is the source of this 1970-nucleotide messenger RNA. It is a transcript of the gene irgq2, whose product is annotated as interferon-inducible GTPase 5-like. NCBI's taxonomy places the organism in Eukaryota, Metazoa, Chordata, Actinopteri, Carangiformes, Carangidae. Gene Ontology annotation, cellular component: membrane. The transcript is spliced from 2 exons. The record is from RefSeq and is a predicted model, not a curated record. Gene Ontology annotation, molecular function: GTP binding. Bases 83 to 1222 code for a protein of 379 amino acids.
AGCUGCAGAGGAAUCAGAAGAAUCUUACAACUGGGAACAAAUAUUUCAACCAGAGGGCUGCUUCUUCUUCAGGGGUGUAGAGAUGGCUGAUGUUUUCAGAAGCCUAAAUCUCCUUGAGACCCUCAAAGAAUCCAUAGAGAGCAAUAAGUUAUCAGAUGUCAAGGAUGCAGUGGAAGAUCUCCUGAUCAGUAGGAUCAACUUAGCUGUGGUGGGCAACCGUGGGGAUGAAAAAGACUCCUUCCUGAACUCCCUCCGUGGCCUCGGACCUGGGGAUGAGGGGGCCGCUCUAUCUUCAUCCGUUGUUGCCUCAGAGGACAUGGCAGGCUAUCCUAACCCUAAACACUCUGACUUUCGUCUGUGGGACCUGUCACCUGUGCCAGACACCUCCCCAUUUGAACCCGGGGGAUAUAUGGACAAAGUUAAGUUCCUCCGCUACAAUGCUGUCUUCAUGACAUUCACACAUGUACCCCAAAACAACAGCGUGGAGGUGUACUUGGAAGCCCGUUCACUGCAGCGACAAACAGUAUACUUUAUUCUCUUAGCUUCAGUGGAAGAAACAGAAAAGAAUCUGGAAGUAAAGAGAAAAGCCAGUCUGGAAAUACUGAAAUCACGUGGUUUGACACAGCCUAAAGUCUAUCUGGUCAGACCCUCCACCCUGGAGAAGUUUGACUUCCCUGGUCUGUUGGACGACAUGAGCAAAGACCUUCCAGAAAUCCGUGCCCACGCCCUUCUCUUAGCUCUACCAACACUCACUUCAGCCCUGGUCACCCAGAAAAAAGAGGCAUUCAAAGCACUAGUAUGGGCAGCCGCCUCGCUAUCUGGUGGGAUGUCAGCUAUUCCUGUUCCCCUGGUAGCCUCUAUGGUGGACUCAAGUGUAGCAGUGCGGAUCCUGACGAAAGCGCAGUUGUCUCUGUGCCUGGACGACGAAUCGGUUGAGCGACUGGCCCGGCGGCGAGGCAUGGAUCCCACAAGACUCAAAGGGCUGCGAACUUGUGUGCUGUCAGUGGAGGUCACCAAAGGGGAAGUAAAGAGGCGGCUGGCAGCAGCAGAAAAGGACUUGGCCACCGUUUCAUCGAAACUGGUGGAGAUGGCGAUGCCCAGACAUGCCCGUUCUGCCAGCCGCUCCUUCGCUGCCAUGCUGCAAUCUUUAAAUAGCGCCAUUGAUGAAAUGGCGGCCGAUGCUGAGAAGAUAGUAGAUGCUGCUCUGGGGGAGGGGAAGUGAAGUCCAAUGCUUUUCUUUUUAUUCGAUGUUUCCUGUUUACGUGUGGUUCACCCUCACUUUUAUGUUUUGGGAUACAAGAAAUGCACAAUUUAGACAAUGCUUCAUAAAUCUUUUGGUACUUUUUCACUGUUUCUGAUUACAAUGAACUUCUAAAGGAAACACUGUAAAUACUGUGUAAGCAUCAAUUCUGCAAAUACAUGUCAAGUACUGAAAGUUGCCCUGUGCCUGUUUGAAAGACUUCAUCGCAUACUGUAAACAGUGGCUUUCGCUAUUAACAAAGACAGGAAGUAGGGGGAAGUUUCGCAGCAUGCAUACAACAGGCCGAGUUGAAUGAAAAAAAAAAAAACAAGAUCACAUUUAUCAGAAGAUCAUGAAAGAUUGUGUUCUCCAGCUUGCAUGAUUGGCCAUGCAAAUUCUUUAAGAUUUGAAGUCAACUGUGAAAACUUCCUUUUUUUAAAUCUUAUUCAGGAGUGAUGGUGCAUGCUACUGACUCUUAAAAGUGAUCACUGAGGUAAGAACAAGCUUAUUUUUGUGUCUCCUGGUCUAAAAUAUCUCUUCUAUUCGACUACCUGAUAGAACCAAAAAAGUUAUCUCUGUCUGUAAAGGUUCAUCUCAAUCAUCAAGGUAGUACAAUCUGUGUGAUUUCUAAAGAAGCAUUUCAAUUGGUUGGAAAAAUCUUUUAAGUUAUUAAUGAUCUGGAUUCAACUUUCAACGAGAUAUAGAACCUCUGAAAAACACUGUAUUUAUU